Molecule: messenger RNA, 235 nt
Organism: Morone saxatilis (striped sea-bass)
Lineage: Eukaryota; Metazoa; Chordata; Actinopteri; Moronidae
Product: NLR family member X1-like
Biological process (GO): negative regulation of canonical NF-kappaB signal transduction
Cellular component (GO): mitochondrion
Source: RefSeq, a predicted model, not a curated record
AGUUAUCACCUUGAAGAGCUGGACCUGUCCUCCUGUCUCCUGACUCAUGGCAUGAUUCAGAUGCUGCAGCCUGCCUUCAGACACACACAUAACCUCAAUCUGCAGUUUAACAGCCUGGGUCCUGAGUCCUGCAUCCUCCUGAGAGAUCUGCUACUAGACCCCAAGAGUUCUAUUAGAUCUCUACAGUAAGACUACACUUUAAUUCAUGUGUUUACGUUGUUGUAGUCUGUGUGUA